CGUUCACCCCACAUGGCUGCGAAGGGCAUUCCUGACCUCAGAACACUGCUGGGCUCGAGACGAGGAGGAGCGUCAAGACGCGAUGCAAGACCUCAUCGAGGCCCUCCCGAGGUCCGUCACACUGGACGUGGGAGUAACGCAGACGAUGCGGUGCGCAAUACAGAUCAGGACGCGGCGGGUUCUAGGGUGAGCUGCGUAGAUCUUGGAUAUCUUCAUGAUCCGUAUGCAAAACUCUUCGCUUUGGAACCGGCUACUCGCCGGUUACCUCUGCUCAACAGGGGAACAUAUGUGCGGACCUCUGCCAUAGACCUGCUAAUAGACAGAUUCAUGAUGGCCGCCCCUGAAACAGCCAAACAGAUUAUAUCUCUGGGUGCUGGAACGGAUACACGAUAUUUCCGUCUCUGCGACAAAUAUCCCUCCGCCAAACUCGUCUACCACGAGAUCGACUUCCCUACCAACACUGCCGCAAAGCUCGCCGCAAUCCAAAGACAUGCACAAUUGCAUUCUAAACUCCGCACAGACUCACCUCAAGACCCGGCCUCCCUUGGCCCAGGAGCGACGACAUAUCAUUCCGCGACCUACAAUGUCCAUGCGCUAGACCUACGUUCUCUCGCGCACACAAUCGCUGAUGCCACACCCCAGACUCUGCCCAACCUCGACCCGUCAAUACCCACGCUCAUACUUUCUGAGAUGUGCUUGGUAUACCUACAAGCCUCAACAGUUUCCUCGAUCAUCUCUAGAUUUGUCAACGAUUUCCUACCCACCCCAACACCAGUAUCGUUAGUCCUCUACGAGCCUAUUUUACCCAACGAUGCUUUCGGAAGAGUCAUGACCUCCAACUUGUCAUCCCGGAACAUCUAUCUUCCCACCCUAUCAGCAUAUCCCGAACUUGGCGAUCAGCGCGCCAGACUAAAACAGUAUGGUCUUGCCGAUGGUGCAAAGGCGGCAGAUAACGAGUGGAUAUGGCGGGAGUGGAUACCAGAGGAGGAAAAGGAGCGGGUGGCAGGAUUAGAGUUCCUAGACGAGAUGGAGGAGCUGGAUCUUUUGCUGAAGCACUAUUGUGUCGCGUGGGGUUGGAGGGAUGAUGGGCAAGGGGUAUUUAGUGAAGCUUGGAGAGAUAUACGGGACGCCGGAGGUUGAAAUGCAGAUGAACUGGGAGAUGGAGACAUGAAUGUUGAUGGUAAUAUCCGAAGAGCGGUUCCUGCGUCAUCAAUCUACCACUUGAUACCCUUUCACAAGACGCAAUCCUAAUACCUCGUU
Molecule: messenger RNA, 1260 nt
Organism: Westerdykella ornata
Lineage: Eukaryota; Fungi; Ascomycota; Dothideomycetes; Pleosporales; Sporormiaceae
Product: leucine carboxyl methyltransferase
Exons: 2
Coding region: 13-1140 (375 amino acids)
Biological process (GO): C-terminal protein methylation
Molecular function (GO): protein C-terminal leucine carboxyl O-methyltransferase activity
Source: RefSeq, a predicted model, not a curated record